CACUGAUAUGAAGAAUGAAAUAUCGUAUGUGAUACCCGUAUGAAAUACAUCACCAUCGAAUACCCAUUUCUUGUUUGUUUGAUUAGCCACCUUCAAACACGGGAGAGUACUUUCUUAUGCCCAGCAGUGUAUAUUCUGACGCAGGUCUGAGACAGAACGUUCAAACUAGUAGCUCGCGGCGCGAACUUCUCUUUAACAGUCUUCUGAGUCACUGCUAAACGCGCAAAAAGUUGUUUUAUCUCCAGAUAAUGUGUGUUGUCAAGCGUGUAACUCUGGAUAAAUCCAAAUGUGAAGGGGAGUCAAUGUGUCGUUUUGAUAAAGCAAGAUGAAUGUAUUUGGAAUGAGUUUAGCCCAGAAUACAUUUGAUGCAGGAGUUACUGAGUGCUUCAAAAUUGUAAAGAACAAAAUGCAGUUAUAUCUUUUUAACGGGUGUGUUUGGAAUAGAUUACAUUACAAGUUCCGCUUCAGUGAUAUUUCAUACUGGUUUCAUGAAACGGAAUGAUUAAUACAUUUUGUAAUCCCAAGUUUCGAAGUGAUGAUUUCCGAGCGAGGUAGAUUUCAAGGUUAUUAUCAUUAGGACGUAAGAAUGCAGCAAAGAGGGUUUGGGUGAUCCUGGCACAGUCAGGCUGGUUAGGCGCAUCAUCAACUCAUUGCCCUCUACACGCAGCCCAGACAGCGAAUGGUACAGGAAGCUCUGCCUACUCACCCAAAACUUUUCGGAACAGAGUCGUCCGUAUAUCCGUCCAGGCCACACCAAAUGAAGAACAACGUUCGUGCCACCUUGCAGACGACCUUUACCUUCAAAUGCAAGGCCGCAAUGUAUCGAUAACUCUACAUCUACAACAUGAGCCACACCACGACACCAGAGCCCCCAUUCCUGUGUUCGGGAGGAAGGCGAAUGGGCAAUCCGUCUCCAGGUUCUGGCAACAGAUAACAACUAAAUGGAGAUCCUACGAAGAUGUCCAUCGAACCAGCUCCCUUGAAGUCGCAUGCUCCAUGACAGAAUCUAGACCAUUGUAUCGAAUAUCUGGGUUUGUGAUCGUUGGCGGCCAACUAUACCGCCUGAAGCCAUUGGAAGGGGGUGCAUCCUCCCGCCAUGUUCAUCAUCUGGUUCCUUUGUCGGAAGUCUCCAAUACUGAAAAAAUAGAAUAUCAUCAGCAACACAACCCUCGAUUUCGGCAGAGACGAGAAGUAGUCCCAGAGUACAACAUUGACGUUUUAGUAAUAGUAGAUUAUCAGCUUUUUCAGCAUUGGCGCAAUUUUGUAACUGGGUCAGCCACAACAAUAGAUAAGACUAAAUCAGAUAUCAAGACUUAUAUAGCGCUGGUUUUUAAAGGGGUGAAUGUUCGCUUCGCCAGCAUCUCAGACUACAAAAUCAAUGUCAGAAUCGUAGAUAUAAUCAUUGCGGAGACUGCCACGUCACCGACUGCAAUACUCACAAGUCAGUUUGCAAUUAGUAAUAACGUAAAUGCUAACAGUACAUUGUUUGCUUUGCGAAACUAUGUGGCAUCCAAUCAGCUUCCACAGAAUGAUCAUGUGAUGUUAUUUACCGGGUAUGACAUUUUCGGCUCUGACAAUGGCGUUUUAUUCAAGUACACCAAAGGUCAGGCGUUUGUUGGGACGUUGUGUGAAGUUGGUCGUAGCGUCUCCGUCGUCGAGGACCAUGCAGGAUUCCAGAGUGUCCACACGGCUACCCAUGAGUUGGCUCAUAGCAUGAAUGCCACCCAUGACGGGGACGACGACCCCAGCUGUAGUUCACGUGACCGCUACCUGAUGGCCGGGCGGCCGGAGGCGCCAACAGACCUGACCAGGGCCAACCCAUGGCGCUUCUCAAACUGUUCAAUAGAAACGAUGGCAAACUUUUUUGAAAACAAAUUGAAAAAAGGGGGCGAGUCGUGCUUGUUACAAAGCACGGGAACAAACGUUCCGACUGUCAGCAGUUCAGCACCAGGUCAACUGUACAGCCCCAAUCAACAGUGUCAACAUAUCGAAGGCCCACAGUCAUACUACUGCAGGGGGCCUUCAUUCAGCAACGUCAGCGACAUCUGUACCUCCAUGUACUGUUACCUGAAUAACGUGGAUGCCAACCAAAUUCAAUGCAAUGAACACCAUGCAGCCGAUGGGACGUCCUGCGGAAACAGGAAGUGGUGCGAGCAAGGACGAUGUGUUGAAUCUGAAGAUGCACCAGUUAAAGAUGAUGAUUGUGUCUUUGGUGACGAAGUCGGGGUCACCGUGAACGGCAAAACGUGCUCAGCAGCGGUGGCGGAGGCGCCUUAUGCCUGUUACAGAAGUGAUAUUCGGCAGCGUUGUUGUGGAUCGUGCGGGAAUAUUCAACCACGUACAAGAGGCUGCGAGUACGGAGACAAACUACCCGGCUGCGUGACACGCGGCUGUCACUCCAUCCUCACUAACGGUAAAAUCUAUGACGACGACUGCUGUCGGACGUGCAACUUCAGCAUCGAUGCAUGGCAAUGCAGAGACGAAUCUACAGCCGAUCUCGACUGUUCUCGUAUACAAUCCUACCAGUGUUAUACACCUAACAUUGCCUUCUCCUGCUGUUCUGCGUGUGCAAAAUACCGGAAUGUCGACAAUACUGGCUGUGAAUACGGGGACCAGCAGGAGCGAUGUGAUAUUCUAAGUAACUACGGAAAGGAAUGCAGCACCGACAGACAAGUCAAGGAAGUCUGUUGCAAAACAUGUUCGCCGGAUAUCAAUUCUGCGCAUGUCAUGACGUCAUCUUUCGCGGCCAUAUUUUUACUUUUCAUAACAAAUUUGCUUUAUGUUUGUCAGGAAAUGAACAGAUAUGUGCGAUAAAUGGCAUCAGCAAAACCCUAAUUUCACACCUGGACCAGUCCCACCCGACCUCAGCGCUGAGCUAAUCGUAACAUAGGCAUAUGAUCGUCGUAGCGCUGAGGUCACUUUGUCGAACGGUGCCAAAACUGCUCUCAAUUAUUUACAAGCCGCUUAAGACGUUUCACAUAUACUUGAAGUCAUUCCCAAUCCUCCAAAAAUAUAACCCCUUUAUGAUCUGAUUCAUAAAUCAGGGAAAUGUGCCAAAUAUGAUAUAAUGUAACUACGACUUUAAAAUGAUAUCUUAUUAUGUUUGUUUGCUGUUUACGCCGCACACCACUCUAUAAAUAAUACCGCGAUUCGCUGUGCAGAGUUGCGUCCCUUGGGCACGCCAGAAACCUAUGAUUGCGGGAUCGAAUCCAGGUUCACCCCGAUUAUGUUUCUAGGUUUGUCAGCACCAUACCCGUGCUCGUGGGUUUCACCGAAGUGGUAAACGUCUGGGACCUGCAUCACUUCGGUCUUUCCUCCCACAUUAAGCUGACACGCCGCGAUAUAACUGGUCACGGGUCAAGAGCGAAAUGAGUACAAUUAAGCAUUUAUUGCCAGGUAGAUCAGGGAGUGCGAGAUACUAGUACAUGAAGGCGAAUCAGAUAAUUAUUAAUAUAUACAUCAAGGGCAACAUAAUUAUUUACUGGGAUGCGAGGCUUAUUCGGAGCUUAGAAAUAAGUAUUAUGAUACUCAAUAAAAAGUUAGCCAUACGCAUACAAAAUGAUUGACUACUAACGUAGCUUUGUCAAAAUUUGUAUAGUUUGCUUCUGAAUUCCACUUGGCAAUGCAGUAACGAUAUUCAUAGCUUCAACAUACAUUGCUGUUUAUCAUUAUUUGAUUUCCAGUAGUGCAAACUGUAUAUAUGUACUGAUUCUCCAAAUGCACUACUUUGUGUAAUCUGUUGUGUAUGUAACUGUGUUCAAUGGGCCUCUAGCCUGAAACUUCAAUCACAAAUAAUCAGGGUAAUUUUAAUAGCCAGCGUUCAGUUUUAUCACAGCGAGAUACUAUCAUGACCAAGAGUGAGACUGACACGUUUAUUGAGAGUGGUUCUUGAAUUGCGAUGGAGACGUGUGAGAGUUAACGAUCCUUUGAGAAAAUGUGAUGUAGACAUGCAAGGAAUUAGCUAAAGCCUAUGUACAUUAUCGGAGGAUUGAGUUAAUAGUUUGUGUGUUGUCUAACGACGCACUCAGCAAUAUUCCAGCUAUAUGACGGCGGUCUGUUAUUAAUGGAGCAUGGACCAGACAAUCCAGUGAUUGACCUCAUGUCGAAGCGAUCCACGCAAUUGGGAUACGAUGAUAUGCAUCAACCAAGUCAGCGAGCCUGACAACCCAAUCACGUUAGUCGUUUCUUUCGACAAGCAUGGGCGCCUUUUAUCGCAAGUAUGGGUUGCUGAAGACUUAUUCUACCACGGAUCUUCACGGGUCGAUUUGCGUUAAUAACUAUGAUCUUUUAUAAUCUGGCACACAAAGCCACCAACCAAUAUGGUGUGUUUUUCAUCUUGGGUUCGAAUCUCAGAUUAGCCAUGAUAAUGUUUCAAGGUUUUUCAGCAAUAUACCCGUGCUCGUGGGUUUCACCAAAUUGGUAAACGUCUGAGACCUGCAUCACUUAGGGUUUCUUCUCAAAUGAACCUGCCACGCCGUGAUAUACUGAAAGACUGUUCAAAGCGGCGAUAAAACCAACAAACUGGAAUUAGUUGUAUGUUUAUGAAUGAAUGAAGUUAAUUGUUGUGGAACCUCAUUUUAUACAUGCAUAUCAAUAAUAACAUAGAUGACUUAUUGAUAUUUUUGUGUGUCUACAGCUGAAGCAAAAUGUACAAGAAUGAUAUUAAUAUAAUCUGAAUAGGGCAUGUAUUGUCCGGUGGUUUUGAAAUGAUUGAUAUUGCUCAAAUGAAAUAUUCAUGUAUUUGUUGAUAUUUUAUAUGAAAAGAAUAAAAAUGUAGACUGC
Haliotis rufescens (red abalone) is the source of this 4782-nucleotide messenger RNA. RefSeq names its product A disintegrin and metalloproteinase with thrombospondin motifs 7-like. Bases 805 to 2814 code for a protein of 669 amino acids. The record is from RefSeq and is a predicted model, not a curated record. Gene Ontology annotation, molecular function: metalloendopeptidase activity. The transcript is spliced from 17 exons. Gene Ontology annotation, biological process: proteolysis. Lineage: Eukaryota; Metazoa; Mollusca; Gastropoda; Lepetellida; Haliotidae.